AUGACGAACCUCGGCGGGAAGAUGAACAUGGAGGUCGCGCUCCAGGAUGGCGAUGUGGUAUGGGCGCGCAUGUCGUCGUACCCGUGGUGGCCGGCCAUGCUCUUCACGUCCUUCGAGGCGCUCGAGGCCCACAACUUGCCUCUGCCCAAGCUCAAGCCGCCGACGAGCAUGACGCCGAUCGUGUGCUUCCUCGACUCCUUCGAGUUUUCCAGCAUUGGCCGCAACAACAUCGUGGCCUUCGAUGCGUACAACCCCGACGAGCAGCUUCUCUUGGCCAAGCACCACAAACCCAAGCUGGCGCGUGCGAUCGCGAACGCGCAGUCGAUGCUCAACACGCGAAAAGGAUGGAGCUUCAAAGAGUACGAAGCCAUUCGCGAAGACAACGACGUGGACGAGGCCGUGGACGACCGAGCUCUCGAGAGCAAGCCAACAAAGAAGCAGCGUGUGGCCGCUGACGAGACUGGCGGCGCCGAGCCUUUGUCUGUCGCUCCAACGCCCAAGAGCGAGACCGUCGACGCGGCCGACGCUGCGAUGCCACCGCCAGCGCAACGCGUGAAGCGGGAGCGCCCUGCGCCAUCACGAAAACCGGCUGUGAAGAAGAAGAAGCUGCUCAGCGACGGCUCCGAGGUCGAGGUGCCAGCUUCGAGCCGCAAGGUGGGCAAGAAAGUCAUGUCGACCGACAAGAAGAUGACGGCUCGCGAAACGAGCACAAAAACGCAACGGACUCGAAGCCAGCCGCACCUCGAAGACGAGCCAGCAUCGUAGCUACUCACGCGAUGGCCAUCGAAGAAGAGACCAAGCCGCCUCCCAAGAAAGCAGCAUCAAAACCCACCGAGCCAAAAUCACCUCCGCGGCCGCGCGACAAGAAGACUGUCCGCCCCGUGUCGCCGCAGAGUCGAAGUCGAGGGCUACCUGCAGCAGCCAAAGAGACGCCUGGCGUGGUGUACACCCCCGUCGCAUUCGGGGCGCUGCUGCAGCCGCAGCCUCCUAUGAAGAAGGCGCCGCGCAAGAUUCUAC
Messenger RNA from Saprolegnia parasitica CBS 223.65, 1017 nucleotides. RefSeq lists its product as hypothetical. The coding region runs from base 1 to 765 and encodes 254 amino acids. The transcript has 9 exons. NCBI's taxonomy places the organism in Eukaryota, Oomycota, Saprolegniomycetes, Saprolegniales, Saprolegniaceae. The record is from RefSeq and is a predicted model, not a curated record.